AACAACACUGCUCUUAUAUUCACUCAACUCCCAUUCCAUUCCUCCACAGUCCACACUAACCUUUAUCUCUCUAAAACUCACCCUGACUCGACUCCUAAUCUUCCCACCUGCCUCACUACAGUCUCUAAUGGAGGUCGAAGCUCACGGGCUUUCCACUUUUGAUCUCAAUUCCGGCAACCUUACUGCUUUUUCUCUCAGAAACCGCCCUGAGUUUCUAGUCCCUAACAUGUCCGGAUCUCCAAAGCAGCCUUCGGAACUUGAAAAAGUGACUGGUGAUCAAAUGGCGGAGCACGGUGGUGAAUGGGAAGCCACCGCUGCUCCGACGAGUCCCGCCGCAGCACUGGUCGGAUGUCCGUCGAAUGCCGCGAUGAAACUUCAGAAGGUUUACCGGAGUUAUCGUACUCGGCGCAUGUUGGCUGACUCUGCUGUGGUUGCUGAAGAGCUAUGGUGGCAAGCGCUAGACUUUGCACGGUUAAAUCACAGUACAAUCUCGUUUUUCAACUUCCUAAAGCCAGAGACUGCUGCGUCGCGGUGGAAUCGUAUCGGUUUAAAUGCUUCCAAGGUGGGCAAGGGGUUGUCGAAAGACGCCAAGGCACAAAAGUUGGCUUUCCAGCACUGGAUUGAAGCCAUCGACCCGAGGCACCGUUAUGGCCACAGCUUACAUUUCUAUUAUGAGGAGUGGUGUAAAACCAAUGCUGGUCAACCCUUCUUCUACUGGUUGGAUCUUGGAGAUGGCAAAGAGGUUGAUCUUAAGGAGUGUCCAAGGUCAAAGCUUCGUCAACAAUGCAUCAAGUAUCUUGGACCGAAAGAGAGAGAACAAUAUGAAUAUGUGCUUGUUGAUGGGAGAAUUUUGCAUAAAGUAACUGGGUACCCUCUUGAUACAAAUAAAGGAUCACCAGGAUCGAAAUGGAUUUUUGUGAUGAGCACCUCCAAGAGACUCUACAUUGGAGAGAAAAAGAAAGGAUUGUUCCAUCAUUCAAGCUUUCUCGCUGGAGGAGCUACUUUAGCUGCUGGGAGGCUCAUAGCAGAGGAUGGAGUGCUUAAGCCUCAUGAGGAGGAUUUGAAGAUUGUACACGAAGAAGAAUUCCUUCACCUCUUCUCGUUUCCCUUCCAUUCAAUUUUCCUCCUACAACAUAAAAAGAAGUGUAUCUCAGCUUACAGUGGACACUAUAAGCCAACUGAUGAAAGGCUCGGCAGCUUUUUAUUAUUUCUCGAGGAAAAUGGUGUCAACCUGGAUGAUGUAGAGAAACACAAGGCGAAUGAUGACUAUGAGAAUAAUGAAAACGGAAAAAUUUCCAUGGAUGCAGCUGUAUCUAAAGUUUUGUCAAUAUCAGAUUCUGUUCAGUGCGAUCUACCAAAUGAAGAGGAGGAGCUGUCUUCAGAAGCACCCGAAGUUUCCAAGCCUGAAACUAAGAAUGAGUAUAAGAGGACUCUCUCUGGGGGUCUUCAGAGUCCUAAAGCAGACGUGCCGAGGAUUUCAAUAAUGCAAAGGAUCAACUCCAAGAAGGCUGCAAAAUCAUAUCAAUUGGGCCAUCAACUCUCUGUCCAAUGGUCUACAGGUGUUGGUCCCAGAAUCGGUUGUAUUGCUGACUACCCUUUGGAGUUGAGGUUACAGGCACUAGAACUCACUAAACUCUCCCCACGAACAUGCCCUCCAUUAUCGACACCCGGUAGGAGUGCUGCUCUUGUUUCACCUUCUUGUCCACCAAAUAUAAGCAACGAUGACGUGGGAGCUCUCUACUUGGCCUAAAACCCUCUGCUACAAUGUUCAUUGGUUGCUUCUGCCGUCUGCUCUUGUUGGUGUUGCUAUCCUAGUUUACUCUUAUCCUAUGCUGUUUAGUCUAGUAGCAUACCUUUUGAGAAACCGGAUAUGAUUAGUUUAGAAAGAUAUCUUUAGCGAUUGCAUUCGAUGAAUAAGUUCUAAGCCCAUUUUGAGCUAGACAGACUGCAUUUUUAUGAAGUAGUGUGUAUCUCAAGGUACACUCCUAUCGUGUCGUUUCAUUUAAUAUUUGCCCGGAAGUGUACAAAGUAGGGAAAUUAUGUCAUCAGUUAGGAGAAGAAUAGUACCAAACUGGAACUUCUUAAGCAAAAUUUGGUUCUUGUGUUUGUACAUAGAUGAUUUCUGA
Sesamum indicum (sesame) is the source of this 2126-nucleotide messenger RNA. RefSeq names its product IQ domain-containing protein IQM3. Lineage: Eukaryota; Viridiplantae; Streptophyta; Magnoliopsida; Lamiales; Pedaliaceae. The record is from RefSeq and is a predicted model, not a curated record.